CACCAAGUUUUUUUUUUAAAAAAACGAUGGGUUUUGAACUGUAACGCGAAAAAUAAGUAUUUUACAGGAAGAGAAAGCAUUUGAAGAAUAAAAGGAUACGAUUUUUGUGCGAACUUUCAGGUGGGGAACCGGAUAGUUUGAUAUUCAUGAUCUCACAACACCUAAAACAAACUGCUAAGCGUGAUUCUAUCCGUCGUUAUCACGCCAGGAUUAUACCUAUCUGUUUAAUACAUCAUCUCUAUAAAUACCAUACACUCUGCUCAGUCUUUUAACCUUCUUAUCCAACAAUAUAUCAAUUACCGUAAGGGAGAGAGUUUAGAUCUUGCUUAGAAAGAAUGGAGGUUGAUCUGUCACCAAAAUUGUGCAAGAAGGUGUAUGGAGGAGAUGGUGGGUCUUAUUAUGCGUGGAGCCCAGCUGAGCUUGCCAUGCUAAAAGAAGGGAACAUAGGUGCAGCCAAGCUGGCCCUUGAAAAGAAUGGUUUUGCUCUUCCUCGUUACUCUGAUUCUGCCAAGGUUGCCUAUGUUCUUCAAGGGAAUGGGGUAGCUGGUAUUGUUCUUCCUGAGAAAGAAGAGAAUGUUGUUGCCCUUAAGAAGGGUGAUGCUAUUGCUCUUCCUUUCGGUGUCGUUACAUGGUGGUAUAACAAAGAGGACACUGAACUUGUAGUUCUCUUCCUGGGUGACACCUCUACAGCCCACAAAACUGGUGAAUUCACCGAUUUCUUUUUGACUGGCUCCAAUGGCAUUUUCACUGGCUUCUCUUCUGAGUUCGUGAGCCGAGCAUGGGAUGUGGAUGAUAAGGCUGUGAAGACCCUAGUUGGAAACCAGACAGCCAAAGGCAUUGUCAAGCUUGAUGGAUCCUUUAAGAUGCCUGAACCCAAAAAGGAAAGCCGUGAGGGCUUUGUAUACAACUGUGAGGAAGCUCCACUAGAUGUUGAUAUUAAGGAUGGUGGAAAGGUUGUCCUUUUGAACACCAAGAACCUUCCUUUGGUUGCCGAGGUUGGGCUUGGUGCUGAUCUUGUUAGACUGGAUGGAAAAGCCAUGUGCUCUCCUGGUUUUUCUUGUGACUCUGCUUUACAAGUGACAUACAUUGUCAGUGGUAGUGGCCGUGUUCAAGUUGUUGGGGUCGAUGGCCGCAGGGUCUUGGAAACAACCGUCAAGGCAGGUCAUUUGUUCAUUGUUCCUAGGUUCUUUGUUGUUUCAAAGAUUUGUGAUCCAGAUGGGAUGUCAUGGUUCUCCAUCAUCACCACUCCCAAUCCUAUAUUCACUCAUUUGGCUGGAAGGACUUCUGUGUGGAAGGCUCUAUCUCCUCAAGUGCUAGAGGCGUCUCUCAAAGUAUCUCCUGAUGAUGAGCAGCUUUUCCGCUCCAAGAGAAUGAAUGAGGAAAUUUUCUUCCCACCUCCAAAAUGAAGAGGAUGCAUAGCUUCAUUCUCUCACACACUGUCGUGGCAAUAAGAGUUUUGAAGAGUCCUUAUGAAUAAUAUAUCCCUUUCAUUAUCUCCUCCGUCGGUGGAUCUUGGCAAUUGUUGUCUUUAAUUUUAGACAUUGACAUAAACGGCUGUUAGACUUCUCUCGUGUUCUUAUCAUUUUGUGCUCUGGGGUUUUUUUUCCAUCGAUUAUACUUCUUGCUAGCCCAUAUGUAACCCCUAAAAACAAAAAGUUCUGUAGCGAGUUAUGAAUCUAACAACCAAAAAUAGCGUGGUUUUUUAUCA
This is a messenger RNA of Populus trichocarpa (black cottonwood), 1708 nucleotides long. Its product is annotated as glutelin type-D 1. The coding region runs from base 336 to 1406 and encodes 356 amino acids. Gene Ontology annotation, molecular function: nutrient reservoir activity. The transcript has 3 exons. NCBI's taxonomy places the organism in Eukaryota, Viridiplantae, Streptophyta, Magnoliopsida, Malpighiales, Salicaceae. The record is from RefSeq and is a predicted model, not a curated record.